AUGUCUUCCGUUGCGUCGGAAGCCAUCAACGCAGUCAGUACAGUAUUCUGGACAACUGUCUAUUUCGUUUACUAUCUGUUCAAAGGGAAACAAGAAUGGAAAUGUGAAAAGAACAGUAAUCCAGUUAUACAAUACUGCUGUGUCGAUGGAACUCCAUGCUCUGAUCAUCAAUCAAAUGGCGUGAGAUUCAGAAAGAAUGCUCCAUCGACGACGACUAAUAACUACAGUAAUCACGUUCAAGAUAAUCACAAUUCGACACCAAAAUCAUUUUAUUCUGAAAAUUCGGGUAUACGUGGAUUCUUCCGAUCAGUUUGGAACAAUGUGAAGAAAGGAUCCGUGAAAGUAUGGGAAUUCGGAAAGAAGGCGGGAAGAAGUGUUUGGAAUUGGGUCAAAUGUGGAGUCCAGUUUUUGUGGAAAGUGAUAAAAUGUGUAUUCGGAAUGAUUUAUGCGUUCAUUGUCUCCAAUAAUGUACCAUCUCAAACACUUCCUUCUACUCCGAAACCAUACAAGGCGACUCCGUCAUCUCCGAAUUAUAACAAGGUAUCAUUCGAGUAUCCACCGGAAAAAUUGAACGAAGCUGAAUUGAGAGCAGUUACAAAACAAGAGAUUGAAGAGGAGGAACCCGAUGAGCCGACGAUUUACGAAGACGUUUCGAAGAAGGAUGAACCAGUGAGAAAAGUACCAGAUACCUCAGAAUCUUUUUAUUAUGAACGAGUUUUUGAGGAGCCGAAGCAGGAGAAACACGUUCCGGAACCACCGAGAGAGAAGUCUGUUCCUCCUCCACCUCCGCCUCCACCUCCCCCGAAGCCAGUAUCCCGUGAACCAAGUCGUGCUCGUUCAAUGACUCCAGCAAGAGAAAGAAAAGAAGUGAAAGGAGGAAUCGGAGGAUUUAAAUCUGAUAUAAUGGAUGAAUUAGAAGAACAUCAAAGAGUUCGUCAAGAGAGAACAUCCGUUAAUCGGGAAAUGACACAGAGUUGUCAUCCGGAUAUGGCACAAUGGAAAGCGAAUGAAACAGUUGAUAGAUCUGCUAAUUCAACACCUUGGAGAGCUGCUUCUGCUGGUCCAACGAUGCGUCGUUUGGAGCAAGUUGUUAGUCGUGUUGAAGGAGAUGAUCAAAAAGAAGCUAACUUUGUUUUUAGACCACAAAAGAUAGUCCACUCAUCCGAAGAAUAUCAGAAUCGUAAUAAACAAACAUCUGACAAUGGAUUCAUAAUGGGAAGAAGUGUUUUCUCUCCAGUUGAAGAAGCUGAACAAAUGCGGAAAGACAUCAAUAGCAAACAACAGAGCUACAGUAGUCCACAAUAUCAAAGUGGUAACUGGAUGGAGGGACAACGAUCAAGAAACAUUCAUAGCAGAGACGAUCACGUCUACGACUACCAAGCUCAGAAGAAUCCGUUUGGAAGUGCCGCUUACAAAUCAUCUCCAUAUGCGUCUCAUACCGCCCGUCGCAGUAAGACACCUAUCAGAAACACAGAAGCAGAAGGAGGUGUUGAAUCAAUUGCAAGACAAUGGCCACCAGUGAGUAAUGCGACUGCAACAAUUGGAAAUGCACGAGAUGAUUGGGUUGGAAAAAGUAUGAAAGGAGUUGAAGAAAAUGAUGAUGGAUUAGUUAUGACUAUGUGUAGACGUGUUGUCGAGAAGAAAAAAGAUGAAAAUUGGAAAUGGAGAGAUGAAAGUGGACGACUUCUGGAUGAGAGACACAAUAACACGUGGAAGGGAGAACUUGACACACUUCUUCGUGAUGGACCAAAUGAAGGAAGACAUUGGAGCAGAACUGUAGAAAAGCUUCCAACCGGUGAUACAAGAUUCCAAGAUGUCAACAGACAAUACAAUAAGGAAUAUGUUGUUGAAAGCAUUGUCCGCAACUAUUGA
Caenorhabditis remanei is the source of this 1872-nucleotide messenger RNA. RefSeq lists its product as uncharacterized. Bases 1 to 1872 code for a protein of 623 amino acids. NCBI's taxonomy places the organism in Eukaryota, Metazoa, Nematoda, Chromadorea, Rhabditida, Rhabditidae. The record is from RefSeq and is a predicted model, not a curated record. The transcript has 12 exons.